Molecule: messenger RNA, 2778 nt
Organism: Cephus cinctus (wheat stem sawfly)
Lineage: Eukaryota; Metazoa; Arthropoda; Insecta; Hymenoptera; Cephidae
Product: tetratricopeptide repeat protein 39B
Exons: 11
Coding region: 625-2397 (590 amino acids)
Molecular function (GO): protein binding
Source: RefSeq, a predicted model, not a curated record
UAAUUCUAAUUGUUUUUGAGGAAUUAAUAUAGCGAUUACUAUUGCCAGUGGCUUCUUUCUGUUUACAGCAGUGCGACGAUCGUUAUCGCUAAUCCAUUUACCAGUGUGCAUUUCAAAGAAAAUCAAAAGGGUGUUCAUUCGCCCCGUCACUUCUUAUUUAAAAUCUUUCACUACUGAAUACGAAACUCCAUUAAAUCUAUCGGAAUCCGUUACUUGCGUGUCUGCGUGUGUUCUUAGUUGAUCGCAUUCCUCGCUUAUUUUUUGUUUGUUACCUCUGCCUCGAUUGCUUCUUUCUCUGCAAUUACCAAUUCGACCUCGUAACUAUUCUUUACAUUGUCAUCGUCAUUCUCCUUAUCGUUGCGAUUGUUGUUCUGACGACGGUCUAGUUCUUUGGAACGUGCGACCCAUAAACGUCUAUUUUGACAGGCAUAUUCUAAGUUAAACGAGGAACAAGAAGUCACAUUCUAUAUCGAACACGGGCACACUGCUGCCUUUCAGCAGAUUGCAAGGAUAUAAAUAGAAACAUUUCUGGUAUACACGAAUUAUUUUUCUAUACUUCGGUGUCUACAGUAAGGAGAUAAUACUGGAAUCAAGUUCGUUGAAGACUUUAGAUCCUCAUUAAUUAUGUCAGACAUUGAGGCUGAAGAUGAUUUUCAAGAUGCACAAGAAUUGCUAUCCCUACCAAAUAACAUGGAUUUGGAUACAGCAAUGAUGGAAGCUACACAGGCCAUGCACUACUUUUUCAACAACGAUUUCAUCAGGGCAAAGAAAGUUUUGGAGCCAUGGUCAGAUAGUAGCUUGUAUCAUUCAUUGGGAAACAGUGUAUUUCUAUUUCUGGAAGCGAUUUUGACAUUUGAACAAAAGGAGAUUGAAAAAGCUUCAGAAGCUCUAAAACAAUCAAUGGCUGUAUGUGCCAAGCAUCGUAAACACACAACAAUUACUCAAAACUUGGGCAAAAUCGUCAAAAAAACAAACUAUGAUAGUUAUACAAUUGAUGAGGUGCAUGCGGAGCUGUGCUAUGCCGAAUCGCUUCUACUGAAGGCGAUGCUUACAUUCGUGGAGGACGAGACUUUGGUCAGCUUUGUCAAAGCUGGAUUGAAAAUUCGUACCUGCUUUCUUUCAUACAAGGAAUGCCUGACAAUAUUGAAGACGAAGAAGUGGGAACAUGAGAAAAACAAAGUACAUUUUGAAAGCGGUGUUCGCAUGGGUAUUGGUGCAUUUAAUCUGAUGAUCUCAUUAUUACCAGGACGUGUGAUAAAGCUACUAGAGUUUAUAGGAUUUUCUGGGGAUAAGGAGUAUGGCCUAUCAGAACUUCAAGCUGGCUACAAAGAGAGGAGUGGACUUCGACACGUCCUAUGUGCAAUGACUUUAUUGGCUUAUCACCUUAUAGUGUUGUUCCUAUUAAGCGAUGCCGAAGGAGAUAUUGAAUGGUGCGAAAAAGCUCUGGAUGAAGAAUUAAGCUUAUAUCCAAAUGGUGUUUGGUUCUUGUUCUUCAAGGGAAGGCUUGAAUUUACGAAAGGCAAUGUAGAGAGUUGCAUCGAGUGGUACACGAAGUCUUGGAAGAGUCAGGAGUUAUGGCCGCAGUUCCAUCAUCUCUGUUUCUGGGAGUUGAUGUGGGCUCAUUGUUUACAGCAACAGUGGGAUCGAGCCUUGCCUUUUGCCAGCAUGCUGGUCGAAGAAGCUAAAUGGUCGCGUACGACUUAUCUUUAUCAAAAAGCUGCUAUUCUUAUAAUGAUGAAGCCUUCAGUUAAUAGUGAAGAGAAACAAACUAUUGAAACCUUGUUACUACAGGCACCGACAUUCAAGCAACGCAUAGCAGGAAAAUCUUUGCCUAUGGAAAAGUUUGUCAUAAAGAAAUCCGAACGUUACUUUGCGCAGAAAAAGAAUCUAGUCCUUCCUGUAUUCGAGCUUCUGUACGUGUGGAAUUUAUUUAAGAUUUUUGUCAAACGGCAAGAUUUAGCAUUGAAUUUGUUUAAAAUAAUUGAGGAAGAAGAGAAUCGUCUAACCACUAGGACUAAGGAUGAAUAUCAUGCGGACAACCUGGCACUUUUAUUGCUUCUGAAAGGAGCCUGCCUCAGACAAAUAAGGCAACCUCUACAAUCUGAGGAUUGUUUAAAACGCGUUCUUGCUCUAGAAAAGCAGAUCAAAGAUGACACGUACUUACUUCCAUAUGCAACAGUCGAGUUGGCUCGGUUAGCCAAAGAUCAAGGCCACAAUCAAGUAGCAAUUGCACUUUUGGAAGAUGCUAAAAAGAAUUACACCGGUUACUCGUUAGAAUCGAGGUUGCAUUUCAGGAUCCAUUCAGACCUUUUAGAUUUAACUAGUAAGAAAUCUGAAAAUCAUCCAACUACUAAUCAUACCAAUAAUGCACCCGGUUCAAGUAGUGUUGGAACUUAAUUCAAUGACAUAACGAUUAAUAUUUCUAGCAAAAAGGCCUGAACUUUUGCCUAAUUUAUUUAACAAAUUUUAACGGUGUUGUGUUUUAAUUUCUGUGCGUUCACAAUUUAUUUUAAUCACUAUGAAUAUACAGAAACCAUAUUUGGAAAAGGUUUUAGCAUCUAUAUCACCUCAAUAAUUUUAUACAUACAGGGUACGAGCACGGUGAAUCUAGCAUUUCUAGCAUUUCAAGAUGCAGACGCAUAAAUGAGUAGUAAAUGAUUACUAUAAAUUAUUAACGGAUUAUAUGCGUUACAUGUUUAUAUGUAAAUACGUCAAAGGAAUUAUUGUGAAAAUGCUUUUGAGCACGUGAAGAUAAAAAAUAAAACGAUGUACGUAUAA